Messenger RNA from Phodopus roborovskii (desert hamster), 2761 nucleotides. It is a transcript of the gene Ptgs1, whose product is annotated as prostaglandin-endoperoxide synthase 1. The record is from RefSeq and is a predicted model, not a curated record. Gene Ontology annotation, molecular function: peroxidase activity; oxidoreductase activity, acting on single donors with incorporation of molecular oxygen, incorporation of two atoms of oxygen; heme binding. Gene Ontology annotation, biological process: response to oxidative stress; cyclooxygenase pathway. Gene Ontology annotation, cellular component: cytoplasm; neuron projection. Bases 55 to 1860 code for a protein of 601 amino acids. The transcript has 11 exons. Lineage: Eukaryota; Metazoa; Chordata; Mammalia; Rodentia; Cricetidae.
CUGGAGUUGUAUUCGAGGAGCCAGCCAUUGCUUUUCACAUCAGCUCCCAGAGCCAUGAGCCGAAGGAGUCUCUCGUUCCAGUUUCCUCUGCUAUUGCUCCUGCUGCUGCCGCCUCCACCAGUACUGCUCACAGAUCCCGGAGUGCUCUCACCGGUCAAUCCCUGUUGUUACUAUCCAUGUCAGAACCAGGGAGUCUGUGUUCGCUUCGGCCUGGACCACUACCACUGUGACUGUACUCGCACGGGCUACUCGGGCCCCAACUGCACCAUCCCUGAGCUAUGGACCUGGCUGAGGAAUUUCCUACGGCCCAGCCCCUCCUUCACCCAUUUCCUGCUGACACAUGGGCGCUGGUUCUGGGAGUUUGUAAAUGCCUCCUUCAUCAGAGAAACACUCAUGCGCCUGAUACUCACAGUGCGGUCCAACCUUAUCCCCAGCCCUCCAACCUACAACUUAGCACAUGGCUACAUCAGCUGGGAGUCCUUCUCCAAUGUGAGCUACUAUACUCGAGUUUUGCCUUCUGUGCCCAAAGACUGCCCCACACCCAUGGGAACCAAAGGGAAGAAGCAGUUACCUGAUGCUCAGCUCCUGGCCCAACGACUGCUGCUGAGAAGGAAGUUCAUUCCUGCCCCCCAGGGGACUAACAUCAUGUUUGCCUUCUUUGCACAACACUUCACCCACCAGUUCUUCAAGACCGCUGGAAAGAUGGGUCCUGGCUUUACCAAGGCCUUGGGCCAUGGGAUAGACCUUGGCCACAUUUAUGGAGAUAAUUUAGAACGACAGUAUCGUCUGCGUCUCUUCAAGGAUGGGAAACUCAAGUACCAGGUGCUGGACGGAGAGGUUUAUCCACCAUCUGUGGAACAGACGUCUGUGCUGAUGCACUACCCACCUGGUGUCCCGCCCGAGAAGCAGAUGGCUGUGGGCCAGGAAGUGUUUGGUUUGCUACCGGGGCUGAUGGUCCUCUCCACGAUCUGGGUGCGGGAGCAUAACCGUGUGUGCGACUUGCUGAAGGAGGAGCACCCCACCUGGGAUGAUGAGCAGCUCUUCCAGACCACUCGUCUCAUCCUUAUAGGGGAAACCAUCAAAAUUAUCAUCGAGGAGUAUGUGCAGCACUUGAGUGGUUACUUCCUGCAGCUCAAGUUUGACCCGGAGCUGCUGUUCCAAGCUCAGUUCCAGUACCACAAUCGCAUUGCUGUGGAGUUCAACCAUCUCUAUCACUGGCAUCCACUCAUGCCCGACUCCUUCAAAGUGGGCUCACAAGAGUACAGCUAUGAGCAGUUUUUGUUUAACACCUCCAUGCUGAUGGACUAUGGUGUUGAGGCAUUGGUGGAUGCCUUCUCUCGACAGAGGGCUGGCCGGAUUGGUGGGGGUAGGAACUUCAACCACCACAUUCUACACGUGGCUGUGGAUGUAAUCAAGGAGUCCCGAGAGAUGCGCUUACAGCCCUUCAAUGAAUACCGAAAGAGGUUUGGCAUGAAGCCCUAUACAUCUUUCCAGCAGCUCACAGGAGAGAAAGAGAUGGCUGCUGAGUUGGAGGAGCUAUACGGUGACAUCGAUGCUUUAGAGUUCUAUCCAGGGCUGCUGCUGGAAAAGUGCCAGCCCAACUCCAUUUUUGGGGAGAGUAUGAUAGAGAUUGGGGCCCCCUUUUCCCUCAAGGGUCUCCUAGGAAAUCCCAUUUGUUCUCCAGAAUAUUGGAAGCCCAGCACAUUUGGUGGUGAUGUGGGUUUCAACCUUGUCAACACAGCAACACUGAAGAAACUGAUCUGCCUCAACACAAAGACUUGCCCGUAUGUUUCCUUCCGUGUGCCAGACUCACCAGGAGAUGAUGGGCCUGCUGUGGAGAGACCAUCCUCCGAGCUCUGAGGGGGUGGGGAUCAGCCUCCUGGAGGAAGGAGCUUUGUGUUUGCCCUUCUAGGAUGCUCUGAGGUUGAGGUAGACAAUCUUCAAUGUUUGUCUCCUGGUUUGGCAUUGUGAGAGUUGACACUGACAGAACUUUGGAUCUCGCCCCUGUCUAGAAUAUUAUAAUUUUGCCGUUCUAGGAUGCUGAAUUCUUUGUUAACCCUUAAAAAUGUUAGGAGUGUUUUUUAUCUGGCUUCCCAGAACUUGGUUCCUUGUUAGCAACCCAGAAGGUCAAAUUUCUGGUUAAUUUGGAAUGUAGACUUAAAACUUUAUAUUAUAAGGCAUGGUAUGGUCCCACACACCUUAAUCCCAGCACUUGGGAGGCAGAGACAGUUGAAACACUGUGAGUUGGAGGCCAGCCUGGUUUACAUAGUUCAAGGCCAGCCAUGGUUACAAAGUGAGACCCUGUCUUUAAACAAACAAACAAACAAAUUUAGCAUGUAUAACUCCUAAAAAAUUCCUCGAACGUCAAAAGGGGUUAUUAAUUUUCUUCCUUGAAUCUGGGGCCCCUCCAGAAUGUUGACUAUCUGAUUGGUAACUCAGAAUGUUCCUGGUCAAUGAUACAUAACAUGGGCCAGACCAGUCCAGACCUGAAUGUCUAGAAUGUAGAAUUGGUUAAUUUUCCUGUUCAGUGAAAUGGACACAGAACAAAAGAACCCAAUGUCUAACAAGGACUAUUUUGCCCACAUUUGUUUCUACCCUGAAGGGCAAGGAUGUAAGAUGUUGCUUUUGGGAGCCACAAUUAGACCCUUUCAAAAGGUGUGGAGGGAACAGUGGGAAUCCACUACAGCUCUGUUGUCAUCCAGGUCUUUGCUCAUGGCAGCUGUUUCUCAUGAAGCUAAUAAAAUUAUCUUUCCAAAAAAAA